Cornus florida is the source of this 4035-nucleotide messenger RNA. RefSeq names its product trafficking protein particle complex II-specific subunit 120 homolog. Bases 198 to 3809 code for a protein of 1203 amino acids. Gene Ontology annotation, cellular component: trans-Golgi network. NCBI's taxonomy places the organism in Eukaryota, Viridiplantae, Streptophyta, Magnoliopsida, Cornales, Cornaceae. The transcript is spliced from 10 exons. The record is from RefSeq and is a predicted model, not a curated record.
CUCUUCAUAUUUUAUCUAAAUUUAACUUAUAUUCAUCUCAAGAUCUUCAUUUCUGGGAUUUUAGAAAGGAAAGAGGAGAGAGAAUAUAGGAUGUGAGAAAGAGCGUAGCUCGUGGUCGUUGAGUUCUCAAGUCUGUGAUCUAUCUUCUCUCUCCACCGCACACUAGAGUAUUUUUCCGGCCACCGUCCGCGGCGGCGAUGGAGCCAGACGUGAGCAUCGAAACCAGUUGCAUGAUACGGGUGGCUGUCCUCCCGAUCGGAGCGAUCCAACCGCCUCAGUUCAGAGACUACGUAUCGAUGCUCUUCCGCCACCACAAGAUCGAACUCUCCACAAUCAGUUCUUUCUACACCGAACACCAAAAGAGCCCCUUCUCACAGCAGCCCUGGGACUCCGGCAGCCUCUGCUUCCAGUUCAUGGUCGGCGGAUCGCCGCCCAGCCCGUGGGAGGAUUUCCAGUCCAAUCGCAAAAUUCUCGCCGUUAUCGGAAUAUGCCAUUGUCCGGCUUCGCCAGAUCUCGACUCCGUCGUCGAGCAAUUCUCCACUGCGUGUAAAGGUUACGCUUCCUCUCUUGUUCAGCGUUGCUUCGCGUUUUCUCCUGGUGAUUCUCAGUUAGAGGAUGGAAGCAAGAAGGCAGAGAACUUAAUUCUGUUUCCUCCUGCUGAUCGGCAAACUCAGGAAUUCCAUUUGCACACAAUGAUGCAAGACGUUGCUGCUUCAUUGCUAAUGGAAUUUGAAAAGUGGGUUCUUCAAGCAGAAUCUGCUGGAACCAUUCUCAAGACACCUUUAGAUUCUCAAGCCAGUCUCAGCUCAGAGGAGGUGAUCAAGGCAAAAAAACGGAGGCUUGCCCGUGCACAGAAAACUAUAGGAGAUUACUGUUUGUUGGCUGGAUCACCUGUUGAUGCCAAUGCUCAUUAUUCUACUGCGUUAGAACUUGCCCGGUUGACCACUGAUUAUUUCUGGUAUGCUGGGGCGUUGGAGGGAAGCGUUUGUGCCUUGCUGAUAGAUCGAAUGGGCCAGAAGGAUCCGGUUUUAGAGGAGGAGGUUAAGUACCGGUACAAUAGUGUCAUCGUGCAUUACAGAAAGUCAUUUAUACAAGACAAUGCUCAGAGAGUUUCACCCCUAAGCUUUGAACUUGAGGCUACUUUGAAAUUGGCAAGAUUUCUUUGCAGACGUGAGUUGGCCAAGGAAGUAGUGGAAUUGUUGACAGCUGCUGCAGAUGGAGCUAAAUCCUUGAUUGAUGCCAAUGAUCGGCUGAUAUUAUAUAUUGAAAUAGCUCGAUUGUUUGGAACACUUGGUUAUCAACGGAAAGCUGCUUUCUUUUCUAGGCAGGUGGCUCAGUUGUACUUGCAACAAGAAAACAGAUUGGCUGCUAUGAGUGCCAUGCAAGUGUUGGCAAUGACCACAAAAGCAUAUCGUGUUCAAAGUAGAGCAUCCAUUGCCAAAUAUUCUCUUUCCAAUGAAACUGUAUCAUCCUAUACUGAUGGUGGGAAAAUGCAUCAUCACUCAGUAGUAUCACUAUUUGAGUCCCAAUGGAGCACCCUGCAGAUGGUUGUACUAAGAGAGAUACUGUUGUCUUCUGUCCGUGCUGGUGAUCCUCUUACUGCAUGGAGUGCAGCAGCACGUCUGCUAAGAUCUUACUAUCCCCUAAUUACUCCUGCUGGGCAAAAUGGUCUUGCAAGUGCACUUACAAAUUCAGCGGAGAGGCUUCCUUCAGGAACUCGCUGUGCUGAUCCUGCCUUACCUUUCGUAAGGUUGUAUUCUUUUCCUCUCCAUCCCUCACAAAUGGACAUUAUAAAACGCAAUCCAGCAAGAGAAGAUUGGUGGGCAGGAUCUGCUCCUUCCGGGCCUUUUAUUUAUACACCGUUUAGCAAAGGCGAGCCUAGUAAUAACAGUAAGCAGGAGCUCAUAUGGAUUGUUGGAGAACCAGUCCAGGUGUUGGUAGAAUUGGCAAACCCUUGUGGUUUUGACUUAAUGGUUGAUAGUAUCUAUCUCUCUGUGCAUUCCGGAAAUUUUGACGCUUUUCCAAUUAGUGUGAACCUCCCUCCUAAUUCUUCGAAGGUGAUUACGUUAUCAGGAAUUCCAACUAAAGUGGGGCCAGUGGUGAUUCCUGGAUGUACUGUCCAUUGUUUUGGUGUAAUUACUGAACACCUUUUCAAGGAUGUUGAUAAUCUGCUACUUGGAGCAGCACAAGGACUUGUGCUUUCUGAUCCUUUCCGCUGCUGUGGAUCUGCAAAGUUGAAAAAUGUUUUGGUUCCAAAUAUUUCUGUGGUGCCCCCACUGCCGUUGCUUGUUUCAAAUGUUGUAGGUGGUGAUGGUGCUGUCAUUUUAUAUGAAGGUGAGAUUCGUGAUGUAUGGAUUAGAUUGGCUAAUGCAGGUACAGUUCCAAUUGAGCAGGCACAUGUAUCACUAUCAGGAAAGAACCAAGAUGCUGUUAUAUCAUUUACUUAUGAAACUUUAAAAUCUGCCCUUCCCCUGAAGCCUGGUGCAGAAGUGACUGUACCAGUAACCUUAAAAGCUUGGCAGCUUGGCUUGGUGGACACUGAUACUGCUGCUAGCAAGAAUUUAUCUGGUAACCCAGGGAGGCAAGCCAAGGAUGGAACCAGCCCCAUGUUGUUGAUUCACUAUGCAGGGCCUGCUGUAAAUUCUGGAGAACCACCAACAAAUGGGUCUGCUGUGCCUCCUGGUAGACGUUUGGUUGUGCCCCUGAACAUCUGUGUUUUGCAGAGCUUGUCCUUUGUCAAGGCUCGUUUACUGUCGAUGGAAAUUCCUGCACAUGUUGGUGAAAAUCCUUCUAAACAAAUUUUUGUGGAGAAUAGUUCUACUGAAGAGGUUACUGGUUCUGAAAGCAGGAACGAGAGAUUAGUAAAGAUUGAUCCUUACAGGGGAAGUUGGGGACUACGGUUUCUUGAACUUGAGUUGACUAAUCCAACUGAUGUUGUGUUUGAGAUUAGCGUUUCAGUCCAACUAGAGAACUCUAGUAACAAGGAUAGUCCUUCCGUCAAUAGUGCUGCUGCUGAAUUUGGUUAUCCUAAAACAAGAAUCGAUCGAGAUUACACUGCAAGGGUACUGAUACCACUGGAGCAUUUUAAACUACCUAUUCUUGAUGGUUCAUUCUUUUUGAAGGAUUCCCAGACAAAUGGGGCUACUAGUAGUAGAAGUUCAAGCUUCUCUGAGAAGACUGCCAAGGCUGAAUUAAGUGCUUCUAUCAAGAACUUGAUUUCUAGAAUUAAUGUAAGGUGGCAAUCUGGACGGAACAGCUCUGGAGAAUUAAAUAUCAAGGAUGCAAUACAGGCAGCUCUUCAGACAUCUGUUAUGGAUGUACUGCUACCGGAUCCGUUGACGUUUGGCUUUAGGCUUUCUGAUUCUUGUUUGGGACACGAAGUGAAACUCGAUUCACCUAAAGAAUCCAGUGAUCGAUAUCCUUCCCCUUCGUUGAAAGGUUCUGUACUGGCACAUGACAUGACUCCUAUGGAAGUUCUAGUUUGCAAUAAUACUAAAGAAAUUAUCCGCAUGAGUCUUAGCAUUACAUGCAGAGAUGUAGCAGGGGAGAACUGCAUUGAAGGUGAAAAGGCAACUGUCUUAUGGGCAGGUGUUCUGACUGGUAUUAGCAUGGCAGUUCCGCCACUUAAGGAAAUUAAACAUUCGUUUUCCCUGUAUUUCAUGGUCCCGGGUGAGUAUACACUCUCAGCUGCUGCUGUUAUAGAUGAUGCUAAUGACGUUCUCAGAGCUCGCGCAAGAACUAAUUCUCCUGACGAGCCAAUCUUCUGUCGUGGGGCACCAUUUCAUGUGCGAGUAAAUGGGACUGCAUGAGUAGUUUUAUUUUAACUGAAUCAGGGAACUGUCCCUUUUUUCGACUGCAAUGGAGGUAGAUGCUCGUAUACAAGUGCAAAUAUCUUUUUACAGGCAGCACCAGUGAUACUGCUACUUCCAUUUCUUCUCCAGUUCCCUGCCGGAGUUCGUACUGCAUUGUGAAAUGAAUUAUUGUUUAAUGAAUUUUGUAUUUGUAAAGUUCAUAAAAUUGAUUUGGUUGAUUUUC